AUGGAUAAAUCAUCCCGCCAAGGGCCACCUGAUGUACAGCGUCAAUCAUCUCUACAGGAAAGUGACCAUCUUUCCUUCAUCGACCAGUCUGAGAUGAUUUCUCUGGACCAGUUCACGGUAAACCAAAUCAUGGAAUCACUUUAUGAGGAGUUCCAUGACCCCCUCCCGUCGCCAAACUACGCCUCUUGCCUUCCCUUCGAAUCAUCCAGGAGCAGCGACUUCAAUAGCGCCAGCUGCUCAUUCGCGGAUGUUUCUUUUGGGAGACCCAUCGUCGCUGUUACCGGAGGCGAUGUCUCGGUUGAGCUGCCUCAAGCGUCCUCCAGCUUUCUCUCGUUUGAUAACCAGGAUUCAUUGCAUGAUCCACCACAACUGUGUGUGAAUUCUGCGAAAGGAGUUGUGGAGCCAACGAACGUGAUCAGGAGUUUAAUUCCUCGUGGCUCAACAUGGAGAGAGAACACACGGGACUUCCAAAGACCGGAGAGGAUAAGCAUGGGGAGCAGGCCGCCAUCUUGUGCUCAAGACCAUGUCAUUGCUGAGAGGAAGCGACGAGAUCGACUCAAGCAGCAGUUCUUAGAAUUAUCCACAAUCAUCCCUGGAUUAAAGAAGACUGACAAGGCCUCGCUGCUGGGAGAUGCAAUCAAUUACAUUAGGCAGCUAGAGGAGAAGGUGAAAACCUUGGAGGAGAAGGCUUCAGAGAAGACUGUUGCAUCCACCAACCUCGUCGAGAAGUCCGAGCACCUCCGCGCCUGCCACCAUAUCUCAAGCUCCGAGGCAAACCCUUCCUCUCGUGCCUUUCCCAAGAUCACAGCCAGUCUGGACGGGAACUCCUCCAUCCUGGUGAGGAUUCAGUGCGAGAAGAGAAAGGGGCUGUUUGUGAAGGUGCUGUCCGAGAUCGAGAAGCACCACCUCUCCGUCGUCAACACCAGCGCCAUGCCGUUUGCUGCCUCUUCUCUCAAUAUAGCAGUGACCGCGCAGAUUGAAGAGGGAUUCUCGACGACGGUGAAGGAUCUUGUGAAGGAUAUAGACUCGGUUCUUAGCCAGUUCAUCUGA
Messenger RNA from Musa acuminata AAA Group (dessert banana), 1050 nucleotides. RefSeq names its product transcription factor bHLH18-like. Gene Ontology annotation, molecular function: protein dimerization activity. Bases 1 to 1050 code for a protein of 349 amino acids. The transcript is spliced from 3 exons. The record is from RefSeq and is a predicted model, not a curated record. Lineage: Eukaryota; Viridiplantae; Streptophyta; Magnoliopsida; Zingiberales; Musaceae.